AUGUCCGUCUCGGAACCAUAUCUCUCCAUGACAUCUUUUUCUAUGGCAAACCAGACUCUUGACUUCGGAAAAGCCUACACGUUCUCCACCCGCUCAGAUGACGAGCCUGUUGAUCCAAGCUUGGUGCAAUUGCUUUUAUCCGAGAUCAUAACUGGAAAGUACUUUGGUGUGGCACUGUUGACUAUUUUGGUCUACAACGCUCUCACGACAAUGGAUAAAGAGAUAAAACACUUCUGGUCUUCUCAGGUAGAAAGUAAACAUCACCAUUCAGAAGUGCAUGCUGACCUCGAAUUCGAAUACAUAUUACUUGCAGCUGUCAGGCAAUUGCAUGGACUGGCGACGUAUGCAACAUUCUUCAGAUCCGUGUAUUGGCGCUUUUCCAACGAAGCGCUUCUUGUUAUAGAAAUAGGCGUUGGUUUCGGUCUCCUUAUUCAUGACAAUCUAUUUGAAGAUAGGUGUCGAAGUGUGCGGGAUUAUCAGGGAUCCUCUGCAGUCGUUGUCAAUUAUCUCUUGCCCUCUUCCAAGCAGCAGAGUACUGGCAAAUAUCAGCCGGAUUCAAAGGCUUGCAUCUUCUCAGAGUCCUCAUUGAAGACCAGGUUAUAUAUUACGGCUUUUCAAAUUCGAAUAAUAAUUUCAAGUCCUUUCGUCGCAAACCUCUUAACCGCAGCUGGAAAUCCUACUCUGCUCUGUGUCCUCGGGAGUCACCUUUUGAUCAAUCUGAAGGAGGCAGGCGAAAUGGGAGUGAACGAAGGGACAAAUUAUAGGUCAAGGACUGUUAGUAACAUCAGUUUCGCCGAAGGCCCUAUCGCAAACGCGUCAAAUGAUGAAAGCUCGUCGGCAGUCUAG
Messenger RNA from Fomitiporia mediterranea MF3/22, 846 nucleotides. RefSeq lists its product as uncharacterized. The record is from RefSeq and is a predicted model, not a curated record. The transcript has 11 exons. Bases 1 to 846 code for a protein of 281 amino acids. Lineage: Eukaryota; Fungi; Basidiomycota; Agaricomycetes; Hymenochaetales; Hymenochaetaceae.